Messenger RNA from Coregonus sp. 'balchen', 2509 nucleotides. Lineage: Eukaryota; Metazoa; Chordata; Actinopteri; Salmoniformes; Salmonidae. The record is from the annotation of a GenBank genome assembly.
AUGUUCCCCUCUAGGUGUUCGUCUGCAUUCUUUUCGGAGGAGCGGACUGCACUGAGACAGAAGAGGCAGAAGAUGCGUCUGCUACAGCAGAGGAAGCUUGCUGACGUGUCACACUGCAAAGACCUCCCCGAUGAGAUUCCCCUGCCGCUUGUCAUAGGAACCAAAGUCACCGGUACAACACUUGUUUUUAUGGCAACCAAAGUGACUUAUUUUAUAUCAGCAGCCUUUACCCUAAAAGUAGCUAUCAUAGUCACUGGUAAAAUAUCUGCAAAUCUGUAGUCAUAGCAACCAAAGUCACCUGCUCCAGAUUAGAUUUACUCGUUUUUGUAUGUGCAGCCAGCUUUGAGUAUUGAUGAUGUCUGUGUGUAUUCCAGCUCGUCUCAGGGGAGGCCAUGACGGCCUGUUCACUGGGCAGAUUGAUGCUGUGGAUACCGGCGCUGCCACCUACCGUGUGACCUUUGACCGGAAUGGGCUGGGCACACACACUGUGCCUGACUACGAAGUGCUGGUACGCCUGCCUGGCCUUCCUAACACUCAUUCAUUAUUGAUAUGUUAGAACUGGGAUUCUAACCACAUCAGACAUCACAUACACAAACACAUAAGUCUUUGUCCAUCACUAGCAGUGCUGUUUCCUUUUCUUCCUCGAUUACUCUCAUAUGCUUUGGGAAAAUCAGCAGCAAGGUAGGGAGCAUGUACAAGAUAUUGCCAAUACCAUGGUGAUUUAUUGCAUUACCAGCUAGAGUUUAUUAAAAAUAUCUGGUGUUUUUUCCCUCUCCAGAGUAAAGAGCCUAACGAGACCAUGCCCAUCUCGGCCUUCGCCCAGAAACAGAGACCCUCCCGCUUCCAGAACUUCAUGACCCCACCUAGGGGGACUUACCCCUCCGCCACCACACCCGUCCUCAUGGUAAGCAAGGAAACAAGGGUUUCAGUGCACAUUAUAGUUGUCUUUCCAGUUGUAUUUUUGAUCGUGUGAGAUCACGUUGAACGCUUCAUGUACUUUAUUGCUAUAAGAUGAUUUUGACUGACCCUUAAAUUGAAUAUUGUUUUGUUUAUUUGGAAUUGACACAUCUAUUCCUGUGAUAGGACAAUGACCCCCUCAUCAGCCAGUCUCCAUGGAAAAGCAAAUUCUUUGGAGUGGAAGAGGACACACUCGGUGGAUUCCCUGUGAAGUUCCUCGUUCAAGCGGUGAGUGUUCCUGUCUUUGCCUCUGGGAUCAUAUAUCAUAGUGUAAAUAUGUCCCACUAAAAAUCUCUCCCUCUCCUCUAUCUCCUAGACAAGGCUCUCCAAGAUCCUUAUGAUCAAGAGGGAACACAUCAAGCACUUGAAAGAAAUGAACGCAGAGGCUGAAAAACUGGUAUGGCCAUAGAUCAUUCUAUGACAGUAUUAUAACAGAACAUUUUCAUAACAGUAUAUUCAGUGAAAGAAAUUGGAAAUACGUGACAAAAAGUAAAUGUAUACCACUUAACAUUGUGUUGUUUUCUUUGUAGAAGUCAUACUCAAUGCCUAUAGGCCUGGAGUUCCAGAAGCGUUAUGCCACCACAGUACUGAAGCUGGAGCAACUCAAUAAGGACCUAAACAAGGUGCUGCACGAGGUCCAGCAGUUCUGCUGCGAGGUGAGGACAUCUUUGAUAGUUAUGCAGCUAGAUGUGUAACAUGUAGCCAUGCCUCUUAUGAGUGUACUUAGCGAGAAGACAUACUGAAGAUGAGCAAAACGUCAGCAAUAGUCGUUUUAGAUUGUCAUCAGCGAAGGGCAUCUUAACAUUUUUGUUUCCAAAGCUUAUAUGAACUCCUUUCUCUUCGGCUGCUCCCAGAACAGUUUUGCAACAAUAUGAAUCUAAGUAUGCAUGUCCCUGUGCCCUCUCCAGCUGGCCCCAGAUCAGGGCAUGGCACUUGCGGACCAGCCCACAGAGCUGCGUCAGCGCUGUGAGGAAGAGGCCAAGGAGAUGGUGCAGCAGACCAACUCCCUCUACGACGACCAGCAGUGUCUCUCUAACCCAAGCCUCAAACACCUCAUCUCAGGUCUCACCGCCUUGUUGCUUCAGAUCAAGGUUAGUAUAAAGGCACACACACACAGCCUCACAUCCCUAGUCAAGUUAUUUGUUUGCCUGAUCAUGUAUUUGUUUGUGCUCCAGUGUCUGGCUGAGGGAGGAGACCUGAACUCCUUCGAAUUUAAAUCGCUUACGGACUCUCUGAAUGACAUUAAGAGCUCAAUAGACCCCUCCAACCUCAGGUGAGUGCCUCUACAUUUCACAUCCAUUCUCUGCCCCAAUGUUUCGUCUUAUUUAGAGUUAUGCAGGGAGAUGGAUGGCGGUGAUAGAAGACUUCAGAGAAAGGGCUAUAAAUAUGGCCAAGGUGGCAGGUGCAUGUUCACAUGGUCUAAAUUUGUGUGUCUUGUCUGUGCAGUUGCUUCCAGAACAACGUAGAGAUCCACGUAGCACACAUCCAGAGUGGCCUGAGUCAGCUGGGAAACCUCCAUGCCUUUGCCGCCAACAACACCAACAUGGUCUGA